GUGUAUGAACUUGAGGAGUAGAGGUUUAUCAAGCCUUGCUCCCAUUGUUGAAGACAUUUCUGCACUUGAGAGGGAGAUUGUGAGAAGAAGAAGGGAAGAAGAGCAACAGGCUCACAUUCAGAGGUUGGGGUUUGACAUGGAGAACCUGCCUCAAGAUAGAGCUGCUGAAGAUGGUCAAGGAGCUGCCAACCUUGGACCACGACAUCCACAGCGCCAAGCUAGAGCAAUUGGUGCCCAUGAUCAGCCUAACAUCCAUGGAAAUAGGGCUGGCAUUAGAGCACCAGCUGUGGAGAACAACAACUUUGAGAUCAAGUCAAGCUUGAUCAACAUGAUCCAAAGCAACAAGUACCAUGGGCUUGCUUUGGAAGAUCCUCUAGAUCACUUGGACAACUUUGAUCGGCUGUGUGGCACCAUCAAGAUAAAUGGUGUUUCUGAAGAUGCAUUGAAGCUUAGGCUGUUUCCAUUCUCUUUGGGAGAUAAAGCUCACACAUGGGAGAAGGGUCUCUCAAGAGAUAGCAUCCGAACAUGGGAUGAGUGCAAAGAAGCCUUCCUCACCAAGUUCUUCUCUAACUCAAGAACUGCAAAGCUUAGGAAUGAGAUUUCAGGAUUUCAACAAAGGAAUCUAGAAGGUUUUGGUGAAGCAUGGGAACGAUUCAACAGCUACAUUGCUCAGUGUCCUCAUCAUGGUUUCACCAAGGAAAGCUUGCUUAGCACCUUCUACAGGGGAGUUCUCCCAUCUUGCAGAAAUAGGCUUGACACAGCUAGCAAUGGUUUCUUCCUGGGCAGAACUGAGCAGGAUGCAGAGGAGCUGGUGGAGAACAUGGCAAAGAGUGACUCAGUUUACAAUGAGGAGUAUGAUAGAGCAAGCAGAGAAAGGAGCCUAACUUUCAGUACAACAACUACCAGCCGAGGUCUUAUCAAAAACCAGCAAGGAGGAUACCAACCUAAGCAAACCACUCAACAAGGGAACUAUCAGCAAAGGCAAAAUGCCCCUCCUGGUUUUGGUAACACAAAUCAGUCUACUCAAGCUCAAGGAAGCUCAUCUCAGUCAAAGGCUCCUGAUUCAAACAUGGAGUCAAUGUUCAAGCAGAUCAUGGAAGCUCAGUCUAGAGUUGCAAAGGAUAUUGGGCAUGAGUUCAAGACAGUGCACUCCAAGAUUGACAGUACCUACACAGAGCUGAACAACAAGAUCAGGGCUUUGGAGAGCCAAUUUGCUUCUAUGAACUCUCAGCCUAGUCGCCAACAGGGAACCCUACCUGGAAAACCUGAGCAAAACCCCAAAGAAACAAUGAAGGCAAUUACUUUGAGAAGUGGUAAAGAGUUGCCUCCAAGAGUACUCACCAAGGAUGGUGAGAAACAGGGUGGGGAGGUUGCCAUCAACAUUGAUGAUGAGGUAGUAAUUGUUGAUGAGAAGGUUGAUGAGGAAAUUAUGGAAAAGAUUGUGGAAGCUAAGGGCAAAGGAAAGGUUGGAGAGGAGAAGAGAACAGUGAAGCAAGGUGAAGCUACAUCAAAAGAUACUUCUUUUGUCCCUCCUCCCUAUGAGCCUAAGUUACCUUUCCCAGGAAGAUUCAAGAAGCAACUAUUGGAGAAGUACAAGGCACUCUUUGAGAAGCAGAUGAGUGAAGUGCAGAUUACAAUGCCCAUCAUAGAUGCCUUUAUGCUUGUUCCUCAGUAUAGCAAGUUCUUGAAGGAUGCUGUGGCUGCUAAGAAGAAAGAAAUGGAAGGAAUGGUGGUUCUUACUCAUGAGUGCAGUGCCAUCAUUAAGAGGUUGACAAUCCCUAAGAAGCUAGAAGAUCCAGGAAGCUUCACUCUACCUUGUGCCAUUGGUCCCUUGAUGUUUGAAAGGUGCCUAUGUGACUUGGGAGCUAGUGUUAGUCUCAUGCCUUUAUCUGUAGCCAAGAAGCUUGGGUUUAGCCACUACAAGAAGUGCAAACUCUCCUUGGUGCUUGCUGAUCGCUCAGUGAAGUUUCCCAUUGGAAUUUUGGAAGAUCUCCCGUGA
Molecule: messenger RNA, 1999 nt
Organism: Raphanus sativus (radish)
Lineage: Eukaryota; Viridiplantae; Streptophyta; Magnoliopsida; Brassicales; Brassicaceae
Exons: 2
Source: RefSeq, a predicted model, not a curated record